Lodderomyces parapsilosis is the source of this 789-nucleotide messenger RNA. RefSeq lists its product as uncharacterized. The record is from RefSeq and is a predicted model, not a curated record. NCBI's taxonomy places the organism in Eukaryota, Fungi, Ascomycota, Pichiomycetes, Serinales, Debaryomycetaceae. The transcript has a single exon. The coding region runs from base 1 to 789 and encodes 262 amino acids. Gene Ontology annotation, biological process: phospholipid biosynthetic process; lipid storage; lipid droplet organization. Gene Ontology annotation, cellular component: endoplasmic reticulum membrane.
AUGUUUUCGAUUCAAACAAUCACUCAGAAGCCAUGGAGUAGUGUAUGCUUGCUAUACCCAAUCGUUUAUGUCAUCUCCAUUCCAUUUACCUUGGCAUUCAAAAGAUACAACUUGUACAUUGGCAAACUUUGGUUUGUUCAGUUUUUAGAGCAAUAUAUUGUCAGAAAAUAUAUGUUCCAUUGGUUUUCGGUAAUCUAUGUGGCCAAUUUGAUCAAGAUUGAAAAUGGACACGCUUCAAUACCCUUAAAGGAACCGUGGACCGUUAGCGCAAUAAAGAUCUAUUUUUAUAAUAUGAUUUGGUUGACACUUUUACUAGAGUGGUGUUUCGGGUCUCCUAUCUUUGAGAGGGUUAGCGUUGCCACUGGUGCGUAUUGUACCAUUCCGGAUAUAUACAGAGAAUAUAAGUGUGAUAAGGCAGGAGGUACCUGGGUGAAUGCGUUUGAUUCGUCGAGUCACUAUACCAUGCUAAUUUCAAACAGUCUCCUUGUUUGGCGAUUGAUUCUCCCUUACGUCGGGAUAUCACAGAACAUGUCAAGGUCAACGACAAUUGUUGAGGACGAUCUCGAAGCAGGUUGUGUGCAAGGUCCCAUCAAUAAUGAGGAUUAUUCAUCAAGGAGUGGACGCGGUUACGCUAUCUAUAAAAAGGCUGUUUUGCUGAUAUCAUUUUUAUUCCUCACCCUAUGGUUUAUUCUGUUCUGUAUCACUUCGGUAUUUUAUCACACGAUUGUUGAGAAGUUUGUCGGAAUGAUCUGUGCAAUGACUAUUCCAUUGCUUCUGCAAUAUGUAUAA